CAGCCCCUAAAAAAGUUCCCACACAGAAAAGGACGGAGAGCGGCCACGGGCGCGGAGAGGGAAUCACCGGUCGGCAGCCUCACUGAUGUUUGUCCAGGAGAGAAACCAGACAUGCAUUCUGUAGGCAAGUCGUGGCUGCUGCUUACAGGUUUCAUACUGUUUUAUAUCAUCUACCUGCUGUUCGGGGCCCUGGUUUUCUCCAGCAUCGAGCGGCCGGUGGAGGACAAGCUGCGACAGGACAUGGAGGCUCUGAAGCAGGAGUUUCUGAACCAGAGCUGCGUCAACGCCGCGUCCCUCGAGCACUUUCUGGUCAAGGUUUUGACGGCCAACAAGUACGGCGUCUCCGUCCUCAGGAACUCCUCCGUCACUUCCAACUGGGACCUGGCAUCCUCCAUGUUCUUCGCCAACACUCUGGUCACCACUGUCGGCUAUGGCCACACCACUCCUCUGUCUGACACUGGGAAGGCCUUCUCCAUCCUCUACGCCCUGAUAGGAGUCCCCUUCACCAUGCUGGUGCUCACCGCCUGCGUCCAGAGGCUCAUGUACCCUCUGGUCUUUGCUCCAGUCAGCCUCCUGCAGCGUUCAGGCAUGGAGCCCCGGCCGGCCACCGCUGUCCACUUCCUGUUGCUGCUGGUUCUGGUGGUGCUGUGCUUUUUCGUGGCUCCGGCCGCAGUGUUCAGCUUGGUGGAGGUGUCCUGGUCGUUCUUGGAUGGCAUCUACUUCUGUUUCAUCUCACUGUGCACCAUCGGACUAGGGGAUUUCGUUCCAGGGACACAGCCUGGGCAGAAGUACAGGCAGUUGUAUCAGGUCUCUGUCAUGGUCUACCUGUUUGUGGGUCUGAUGAUGAUGUACCUCCUGCUGCGCACCUUCCACAAAAUGGCUGACCUGCACGGAUUGACCACCUUCCUGCAGCUGCCGCGUUGUGAGGAGUCCGACCAGGACGACGACAGGGAGCCCAUCAUACAGAACAAACAUGACGACCAGGCGCCCCCUUACCUUACAGAAAAAGCUGCCAGUAAGCCCCUGGAGCCGGGAUCACAGCCCUCAUACAACACCAUCAACAAAGGCUGAGCUGCGGGGAGGCAGAGAAGAGAAACAAGCUCUACCUCUGGCGAUCCCUCGGCCUUUUGAACCAGUGAUUAAAACACCCAGUCUGGCAGGCUGAAUCUGAAUUCUUCUCUUAAUUUUUUCAUUUUGUGCUCUCUAGUCUCCUUGUAAAAAAAAAAACCAAAAAAAAAACCAUCCAGACAAGAUUGCAUACUAAUAAUAAGGAAUUGAGGUGAGAGUUUUGAGAUUCAGCCUUUUCUGAGAGGACCGCCAAACAGUUUGGGAGUGGUAAUAACGUCACUGUCUGUACAUAGAAAAGGACUGUCCUAACUUUACUACGGCAACCCGCCUGGGCCAAAAGGCAUAGAAGAUCCUUUUCCUCCUAAACACUGAUGUAACUGUGGCGUGUUGACCAGACAGGCUCCGCAUGUGUGUUUUCAGCCUCAGGAUCUCACAUGAAGGGCUCGAACCAAAGCUCCUGGCACAUGGUUGCUUAUUUUUUUAUUUUAUUUUUUUGCGUGUAUUCUCCUCACGUUGCUUUUUGUGCCUUAGGUUUGGGUUGCUAGUUCAGGAUUGACAAAUACUGUCUUCAUAUAAUUGUGCUGAAACUAAAACUUGGUGCUAAACACGAUAUGUGGAUGCACUUGCCAUUUCAACUUUCUGAAAAUCUUGUAACAUUUGACUGCAUUUGUUUUUAUUUGGGUGUAUUGUUCAAUUCCUUCUUCUUAUAUUUCACACAUGCACAUUGUGGCCAAAACACCUCCCAGACUAUUUACCAGACCAUCCAGUCAUAUUUAUAAUCCUCGGGCUGGGUCGGUGGACUGGCCUUGGCUUGCUUUUUGCACCGCUUCACAAGCCUGAAUGAUCACAGCUGCAGUGAAAUGACAAAUGAACCUGUUACAACUGUAGAUCACUUCCUCAAAAAGAGGUCUAACGGGGACCUACGCUGAGCAUUUCAAACGGUUAACUGGAACGUGUUUCUUAUUUAAACAGAUUUCCUGUGUGAAAGUAGUAACUUUGCUGCGUUUUGGUCCGCCUUAAAGAGCAAUGUGUUCACUUCAGAGGAGCACUGUGUUCACCUCAGGACCUGGGCUGUCCUCCUUUUUAUAGUGCCGCCCCCCGGUGUCUACAUGUACGUAGUGCAACAUGUUACCACGCCUCCACAGCAGUGAUUAAAAAAGGGUUUAAAGGGGUUGGAGUACAGGGACUGAAGAAAAGGAAAAGGAAGGUUAAUAAGAGUUUAGUUGUGGUGAUUGAGGGCAUGAUUAAUUUCAACGGAAAACCAAAUGUCACUUGCCAAACACAACCUGUUCUGUGUGAUUUUAUAGUGUCUGGAUUUUAUCCAUCUGAAAUAAUGAACACUUGAAAUGCACUUUAAUGUUCACAUCAGUUAGUUUUCUUUUACCAUCAAAGUUGUAGUCAAUUGACCAGGCUAAUUCCAUCCUGAUACUGUAGCAUAAGUUGUCUAUGUCCAUUUUGGUGUGCAUGUUGUAGUUUAGUAAUAUAUCUUUGUAUUGGACAAACAUAAAUUAAAAAAAAAACUACGCCUUGUA
Molecule: messenger RNA, 2600 nt
Organism: Xiphias gladius (swordfish)
Lineage: Eukaryota; Metazoa; Chordata; Actinopteri; Istiophoriformes; Xiphiidae
Gene: kcnk6
Product: potassium channel, subfamily K, member 6
Exons: 3
Coding region: 112-1071 (319 amino acids)
Biological process (GO): stabilization of membrane potential; potassium ion transmembrane transport
Cellular component (GO): membrane
Molecular function (GO): potassium ion leak channel activity
Source: RefSeq, a predicted model, not a curated record